Physcomitrium patens is the source of this 3146-nucleotide messenger RNA. Its product is annotated as protein TIC 100. NCBI's taxonomy places the organism in Eukaryota, Viridiplantae, Streptophyta, Bryopsida, Funariales, Funariaceae. The record is from RefSeq and is a predicted model, not a curated record.
UCGCUUUCUCCCCCUCUCUCCCCCCGCUAAACCCUUUCUGUUUCUCCUCCCCUUUCCCUUCCCUUCCCUGCCCCUGUUUGCUUGCCACUCUAUUACACUUGUGCUGCUGCCUUGGCUUGCUUGCAUUUCCUCCAUUGCAGCCUGCCAUGGCCUCCUCCACCAACCCUGACGAUGAGUUCCUUUUCCCCGAUGACGAUGACGAGCCCCAACCCGACACUACUCGCUCUUCCGCUGCGUCCUCACCCGUCAUCCCCAAUUUUCGUGGCAAGUUGCCCGAGCCUGAAGUUCCCGACUCCAAGGGCCCCCUCAAGGUAGAAUGGGCUUCAGAUGACGAAUCGGAAGAGGAUGAGGACGAGGAAGACGAGGAGGAUGUAGAGGAAGAAGGAAUGGGAGAGUCCUCAGAGGUAGGUGUUGAUGGUCAGGAGCCGUCUUCGUCCUCGAAGCGGCGAAUGAGGAAGAGAAAAGAAAAGGAAGCAGAGGAGGAGGAAGACGAAGUUUUGGAGGAGGAAGAUGAAUGGAAUUUUCCUACUGACAGGGAAAAUUGGACUGAAGAGGAUCUGGAAGAGGAGUGGGCAGACCCUACUUCGGCCGACGAUACGGUUGGUCGGGAUCCAGAAUUAGCUGAGGACGAUGAAGAGCUUAUUGCUAAGCUUGAAAAAGAUGGAAGGGCUCCUCUUCGGAGACCGUAUUAUGUUCCUUACAGGAAAGCGUAUCCUUCAAUUCCUGAGGAUCAUCCUGACAUUGAUAGUCCUGAGGCAGUUGUGGAGGAGCUGGAGCGUAUGGAGGAGUUUCUUGUGUGGGCCAGCUAUAUCUUUGAAGAUGGGUCAUCUUAUGAAGGAACAGUUUGGGACGACCUUGCGCAUGGGAAGGGUGUCUAUACAACGCCAAUGGAGCUUUGCAAAUAUGAAGGUGAAUGGUUCCAGAACCUCAUGCAGGGACACGGUGUUAUUGAGGUCGACAUUCCUGUAGCUAAUCCACCCCCUGGCUCUGAAUUAGAGCGAAAAAUGAAAGCAGAGGGGAAGAUACUGACAACCGAUUUCCUUAGUCCAGAGGACAAGGAAUGGUUAAGGAUGGACCUUGAAGAUGCACUUGCUGACAACCCAGAGGCAGUCGAUACCAAUCCGUUUGAAGACGAUGACCUCUGGGUGAAGUAUUUUGGAGAGAAGCCGGAAAAGGGUCAUUACAAGUAUGCCGGGCAAUGGAAACAUAGUCGUAUGCAUGGUUGUGGAGUCUACGAGCUCAAUGGUCGUCAAACAUGGGGAAAAUUUUAUUUUGGGGAGAUGCUGCCGGAUGAGGAGGAAUGCGAUGAUAAACUAUCAGCUAUGCAUGCCUCACUUGCAGAGGUAGCUGCUGCAAAGGCAAGGAUGUUUGUCAACAAGCCUGACGGAAUGGUUCGUGAGAUGAAGGGUCCAUUUUCUGAUCCUCAGCAUCCAUAUAUGUAUGAGGAAGAAGAUAUGUGGAUGGCUCCAGGCUUUAUUAAUCAGUUUUAUCCGGUGCCGGAAGUUUGGGAGAGGUAUGUCAAGGAAGUCGACUCUGAACAAGAAAUGUGGCUGAACUCAUUCACAAAAGCUCCACUUCGAAUUCCUAUGCCCUCUGAGCUUGAGUACUUGUGGGAAAAAGAUGAGGAAUUUCUGGUCCUGACCGGCCCCAGUGGAGAUUCCGGAAAUUCGGAAACAGAUGGAGCAGAGGUCUUGUACCAUGUACCUACUGGACAGAUUAUUAAUUGGGCGGAGGAUGCUGAAGGGAAGUUGCGUUUUUUUAUACAACCUAUGGUUGAAGAUGGCUCAGUAGAACCCGAUUUGGCGAUCCCUCUUCCCACGGGAUUCAAACAUUUCUAUGGAGAGAAGGAUUCUCCUGAUGAUGAUUACGAAAGUGGCGACGGAGAUGGAGAAGAGGGUGGUAAAUUACUCUCUCAGGACGAAAAGCUGGAGAAAGAAUGGAAGGAACGUGAAGAAGAGAGAAAAAGGCGUUGGGCAGAGGAGGAUGCAGAGAGAGAACUGGAAUGGGCAGAGAGGGAAAAGGAAUUGGAGCUGGAAUUGGAAUUGAAGAAUCUCGAUGCGCAACUUGACGAGACAGUCGAUGAGGCGGAAAUGCUGCUUAAACUAGAGGAUCUUUAUGGAGCAACAGAGAGCGGAAAGGAGGAAGAUAGAGUAGAUGCUGAAGGCCGAAAAGAAGAAGCUAGUCUCGAGGAAGAAAGCACUUCUCGUGAUAGCGUCAAGGAUGACGAGGAAGUUGAUGAUGAGGAUCAGGACGACGAUGAAGACCCCAAACCGCGUAGCUUUGGCAAGGUGGCCAUGGCCAGUCCACAGGGAGGAAACUCGGGCAGCUCGGGGAACACAUCAUUUCCAACUGCAUUCGCAUCAAUCAGUCUAGCAACCCAGACUACCAUGAAGCAGGUGCUAGGUCUCGUAGUUAAAAAUUCCAGAAAAACGUGGCUUGCAGAUCUUUUAUCACCAAAAUCUGUUGCAACUCCGACCAUCAACUCUACAGCAUCGCCUAUGCAGCUGCAGCCCGACUCUAUGGUAUUCAGCCCUCUGAAAGAAGUCAGUGUGAAUAUUCGCAGCACUCGUCCAUUGUCAAAAUUGACAGCAACAGCCAGACCACAAAUGCAACCCAAGACCAGAAUAAUACCAAGGCCACGAAGCUCCAGUUGCCGCAUAAUUGCAACCGAGCAGUGGAGCACCCCGUCCAUUGAGGUUUUAUCUCUUUGCCUUCCAGUGGAGGUUUAGGCAUACAGCAGUGCAUCCGCCUAGUGUCAGCGGAACUUCUCUCCCAGAUUUUUGCAGUAGGUUGCAGCACAAGUAAGGCUGUGGGAUGAAGUUUGUUGCCUAGGCUCUAUGAUCUGCUAUUGCUGUCCCAAUUUUGUUCCUUACUUAAGCACUUUUUAUGCAAGGGCAGGAACUUAUCAUUACUGCGCUUGCUGUCCAAUCGUUUGUGAGCAAUUCAACUAUUUUCGUAACUAGGUUUAGCUUUGGUAACAACCUCAAAAGUUCAGGUGAUUGAGGAUCUAAGUUUAUCCAUUGAAUGGAAAAUGAGUAUUUCCAGAUUCCGAUGAGCAUCAAGUUAUUCCAUGUGCUUCAAGCUGUCGGUUGCUGUCUCAUCAGUUUAUAUAUUCAAUGUUAGACUACAUUAAUAUUUUACUUUUC